AGGAAGGGAGGGCGAGAGGAGAAGGAGGGAUGGAGAUGGAUGAUAGAUGCUUAUGUAGCGCGUCCCGUACGUUUGCCGUUAUGCUCGGCCGCAGACAAACUUGCAUCCUCCCGUGACUUUCUUUCUUACCCCUGCUGCUCCACCCAUGAAGCAGGACGCAGGGCGAAUGCGUGCCAGUGUUCCGGAGCGCGUCGUGAUCGCUUAUUUAUCCGUCUGAUAAAUGGUUUUGGAGCUCGCCGCGCCCGCCGGUGCAGGCCCUGCGCUCCAGCGCUGCAUCCCGCACAUCCAGCGGGUUUUCCGGGUCCGAGUGAGCUGCAGCACCGCCGAGUCCAGCUGCGAGAGCCCCAACGCCGGCUCCAGUAUCAUCGUAAACAUCGAGGACGGCAAGGAAGAAGAUUGCACUAAAGCUAAAGAGUACAUUGUGUCGUUGAUCAGUCCUGUGCAUAAGCACCGUGAGCGUUUGACUCUUUGGCUGCAGCGGCGACUGCAUGCCCUACGUGCAGCUAUUGAGUACGAAAGCUGCGCCGUGGUGCAGGUGAGGGACCAUGCACUGGAGCUUCAGGGAGGUCAUGCGCAGGUAACAGCUGCAUGCGCUAUGCUGCAGCGCCUGAAGAUGGAGCAUCGUGGCUGCCGCGACCCACAGCCCUUGCCCGCUGCCGCCGGCCACGACUCUCCAGAAGAAGAGGAGGAGGAGGACGAAGAAGCUGGGGAAGACGGGAGCAGUUCUGAGAGCGACGGAGAGGCACGGUCGCGGAGCGGAAGUUCUGGAGGUGCUAUCAGUGCAACAAGCUCAGGAGAAGGAGGGACCGGAAGAAGGCAGGACCCGCUCACAGUAACCAAACCUCACCGGCAGCUAUGUCGCUCAUCCUGUUUGGACCGUCCCAGCUUCAGUCAGAGCAGCACCUUACAGGAGCUACGCACAGAUGACACCCGCUCCGACUCCUCCCAGAGAGCCCUCGCUCCGCCUGCCACCUCAGCCCAAAUGUCCUUGCGUCAAACCAGCGAUCGAGAUUACCAAACCAAAAUGGACUUUGCUCUAAAACUGGGUUAUUCGGGAGAGCAAGUGGAGUCUGUGUUGAGUAAACUGGGGUCCAGUGCACUAAUCAAUGACGUGUUGGCCGAGCUGGUGCGACUGGGGAAUAAAGGAGAUCCGGAGAGCCAGACAGCAGCGGGCACUGCUGGUUUAAUGCCACGGGCGGUGGGAGCCAAAGAAGCCGUAAGCCCCGAGGCAUCACUGGAGGAAGACCCAUCAGAUACGUAUGACAACCUCAGACCAAUUGUGAUUGAUGGAUCCAAUGUUGCCAUGAGCCAUGGAAACAAAGAGGUGUUCUCAUGCCUGGGCAUUCAACUGGCUGUUGAUUGGUUCCUGGAGAAGGGCCACAAAGACAUCACAGUUUUUGUCCCAGCAUGGAGGAAAGAACAGUCAAGACCUGAUGCACCAAUCAAAGAUCAGGAGAUCCUACGGAAAUUAGAGAAGGAAAAGAUCCUCGUCUUCACGCCGUCUCGCAGAGUCCAAGGCCGGCGAGUGGUUUGCUACGACGACCGCUUUAUCGUCAAGCUGGCCUGCGACUCAGACGGGAUCAUUGUGUCCAACGACAACUACCGGGACUUGCAGAAUGAGAAACCGGAGUGGAAGAAAUUUAUUGAGGAACGACUCCUCAUGUACAGCUUCGUCAACGACAAGUUUAUGCCUCCUGAUGAUCCUUUAGGCAGACAUGGUCCAAGUCUGGAAAAUUUUCUCCGCAAACGACCAGUGGUUCCAGAGCACAAGAAGCAGCCGUGUCCUUAUGGUCAGUACAGCAAAAGUAAAAAGUGCACGUACGGCCAUAAGUGCAAGUACUACCACCCGGAAAGAGCCAACCAACCACAACGGGCUGUUGCAGACGAGCUCCGAGCCUUUGCAAAACUCUCCGCUGUAAAGACAAUGAGCGAGGGAGCACUUGCCAAAUGUGGGACCUCUGGUUCUGUUAGCAAGGGAGACAGUAGCUCAGAGGCAAAGCGAGUGGCACCCAAACGCCAGUCUGACCCUAGUAUCCGGUCGGUUGCAUGUGAGCAAGAAGAGAGGCUCUGUCCAACGCGGAAGGCUGAGGCCAAUUCGGUACCGUCUUUAGUUUCAGCGCUUAGCGUUCCAACCAUGCCGCUGACGAAAAGUCACGCAGCAGGCGCUCUGAAUACGCGCUCGGCAAGCAGCCCUGUUCCAGGGUCUCUGCACUUUACCCACAGCUCGCUUGAGCACGCGGGCAGCGUCCAGUAUCCCCCUAUCCUAGUCACCAAUAGCCAAGGUGCCUCCGUGGCUUACGGUGAGCCGUUCCCCAAGUACGACUCUGUGGUAAGUGACCAUGGCUACUAUUCCAUGCUCAGUGACUUCUCCACCAUCAGCCUCCAAGACAGUUUCUGCAGUCUUGAGCAGCCAGAGCCUGUAGGGGUGGGUGGAGGAUAUCCUGGCAGAGCCAGCAUGUGCCCAGAACCCGGCCGAAGCCAUUCGUCGGACUCCUUCUCGUCCUACAGCGGAGAGAUGUACCUCAACUCAUUGGAGGGCAGCCUGGACGACAGCAUGAAAGGACCACCUUCGCAGACCCAGACGCAGUCUUCGGCGCAAACGCGCCUUCAAGCCUUCGCUCACGGUUUCCACCAUGAGGCCUUGACACGUGUGCAGAGCUACGGAACGGAUGAACCCAAACCGGGACCUCGAAAGCAGUCCUCCGCCCACCUUGCACCACACACCCAACACACGGUUGUUGCCGCCCGAUCCAGCUGCCCAGGAGACUACCCUCCUCUCUCCCAGAACGUGUUGCCUUCCGCCAGCCCCUCGCAGCAGGGUCGAUCCUUAGGCAUGACUCGAAUGGACAGCAUCUCUGACUCACGGCUCUACGAGAGCAACCCGCUGCGCCAACGGAGACCUCCUCUUUGCCGAGAGCAGCACGCCAGCUGGGACCCUUUGCCGUGUGGUAACGAGCCCUACAGUUACGGAAGUUACGGUUUAACGGGAGGCCUUAUGCCUUGCUGUGAAAGGGUGAUGGUCCGCAGCAUGCCCGAGAAGAUGGAACAGAUCUGGAGGUCCCCGUGGGAUAGCGUGCCGCCUCCACCGCCCAGCGCUCGCGGGCCAGCGGAGGAACCCCAAGAGCGGCACCCUAUUCCAGAACACCAGUAUCAAACAUACCGAAACCUCUGUAACAUCUUCCCGGCAUAUGUGGUCCAUUUGGUCAUGGAGGAAAACCCUCACAUGACCGAUCCCCAGCAGCUGGCUGCCGUCAUUGUCACUAAAUUGCGUUCUUGCCACUAAGCACAUCACAAAAGGCUGCUAACAACACCACCACGAAUUGGUGGUGAGAAAUUGGACACCUUGAGAAUUUCGUAUUUUUGUUUCACUCUGAAGAAACGGCCAUUCCCCGUAUGUAAUUACGAUUGGAUCCAUUAGGAGGUUGGCUAGCAUGGUAGCAUUGAUGCUGCAUUGGUUAUGUUAUCUGUUAAGCCAUAUGGGAGUCUGGAUCUUGUACCUGAGAAGUUUAGCAUCGUAAAAAAGUCCUGCGUUCUCCACAGUUCAGCUCCUGAGACGGGCCGAAAUGUUCUUAGGGUUGUUCAUAAAGCCGACUCAAAAGUGUAUCCACAUUGAGAGAGCAACUGCCUGCCAGUUUGAUGGCAGAUCUUGAGAAUGUGUUAUUUUGAUGGUGAUGAUAACAUUUAUCCUUUGAAAAAGAGUUACAUGAGAGAAAUCUCUUUGGUAAAACCGAUCAGAAAUGAUCCUGCACAAUAUGAAUAGUAUUGUGUAUGUAUAUGUGUAUUCACUUGCAUUUGCGUGUAAAUAUGACGUGACGCCGUGGUGUUUUUUUUUUUUUUUGUUUGUUUUUGUUUUUUUUGUUUUUUUUUGGUGUGCGUGAUGACGUGUGAUUUCGGAAAGAGGAAUGAACGCUUGCGUACCUCAAAGCAUGACCUUUGAACUUUAUGGCCUUACAUCGGAGUGACCUCACCACACGUGGUAAUGUGAAUAGUGCUUAAUAGUUGUGGAGGUCGCUGUUUUGCAUUUGUUUUAUAAAAGCGAGCACUGGGACAGAAAGAUUUAGAUUCUGCCGUGCUGCGGUUCAGACUUUUUAAUUGGCUGGGCUGUAAUUGCAAACCUGCCCAGCGUUGUCUGUUCGCACACAUGCACGGAUGCAAAUUUACGAAGCCAUUUUAAAAGAUUGAGCCAAAAAGAUAGGUUUUUCUGAUCUGAAAGCACUAGUUGGAGAAAUUAUUCAUAUGUAUUUCCUAAAUGUUGUUGUCGUAUUGUAGAUUUUAAGAGAGAUGUUUGAGUAAGCAUGGGCUUCAGUAAAUCUCUCCCAGACAGCAUGUUAGCACUAUGCUUGACAGAGAGCGCCGCUCACGUUUGGCUCGUUAGUCGAUAACUAUGUUCAAAUAUUCACAAACUGGGGAGGAGAAUGAGUCUCUUCGGCAAAAUGCUCCUGUGCAGCAUCUAUUUCCUGAUUGAUGCCGAGAGACCGCCCCAUUUCAUCUGCUCCGCCCUGUAAAUUAACAUAUCUUCAGGAGAGCGUGAAUGUUAUUGGUCCAGAGAUGCUCUGGGUGUUUUCAAAAAAGACUUAAAUUGCUCCUUCAUUUUUUUUUCAUGAGCACAGGUGUGGCCCCGUGGGGCCCCGUUACUGCUCGUGGGAAGGUGUGACACACUGCCUACCUGUCUCUUCCUGUGCGACACACACACGGAACACCAGGCUGUUGUUGGGUUGUUUCUGACAUUUGGCUGACAGUUCGCUUGCUGCCUCUCUACCGCCCCCGACCCUGCUUCGACUUGGACACAAAACCCAACCUCUCAGCUCUACGAACACAGACGGUUCUCGUUCCCCUUAUUCUUUUGUUUUUCAACAAGGUUCUUCCAGAAGGACGUAAAUGAUCAUUUUUUACAGUCUUAUUCUUUAGAGGUUUUUGAAAAUUAUUUUAAAAUGUUUUUUUUAAUGGUUAUUUACACAUUUUAGGCCAGAAACAUUUAUGCAAGUACAUGAGCGUAGCAUCACACUGUUACAAGCUCAGAAAGUCUAGAACUGUCAAAGAUCAACUAUAUUUUUUUCUUUUUUUUUAUGAUUUAGUAAUUGAGAGUUAGGGUUAUUUUUUUGUAUGUUUAUUAUUGCCUGCUAUAGUACCAGCUGUGGCCGAAUUGCAGUUCUGUUGUGUUAUGAAUUGUGAUACACUGACAUGAGUGCAAUGACAUGAAAAAGGGAUAGUUCACCCAAAAAGUAAAUUCUGUAAUGAAUUACUCACCUUCAUGUAGUUCCAAACCCAUAAGACUUUUGUUCAUCUUUGGAACACAAAUUAAGAUAUUUUUGAUGAAAUUCAACAGCUUUCUGAGCCUGCAUAGACAGCCAUGCAACUACCACGUUCAAGGGCCACAAAGGUAGUAAGGACAUCAUUAAAAUAGUCCAUCUGACAGCAUACGAAGACUGACACAGAAGAGAAGAAAUUGUUGAACAAAGUCCUUGUUUCUUAGCUUCAUAAGAUUAAGGUUGAACCACAGAUGCCACAUGGACUAUUUUAACAAUAUUCUUACUACUUUUCUGGGCCUUGAACGUGUCAGUUGCGUUGUUGUGUCAGAAAGUAUGCAUGGUCAGAAAGCUCUCAGAUACUGAAUUUGUGUUCCGAAUAUGAACGUCUUUCAGGUUUGGAACGACAUGAGGAUGAGUAAUUAAAUGAGUAGUUCACUUCCAGAAAAAAAAAUGAAGGAAUAAUGAACUCACCCCAUUGUUUUUGAGGAAAACAUUUCAGGAAUUAUCUCCAUAUAGUGGACUUCAAUGGUGCCCGCAAGUUUGAAUAUCCAAAAUGCAGUUUAAAUGCAGCUUCAAAGGGCUCUAAAAGAUUGGUCAUUUUCUAAAAGAAAUUAAAUUGUAUAUACUCUUUAACCUCAAAUGCUCGUCUUGUAUAGCUCUGCCAUGCGCAUGCAUACUUGGUGUAAUCCAGAUCAAGACAGGGUAUGUCGAAAAACCCCCAUCUCAUCUUCUCCUCACACUUUUAAAUCGUCCUACAUUGCUGCAGAAGUACCGACCCAGUGUUUACAAACUGAACAUGCAAAGAAGGUCAACCUCCCUUUACAAAAAAGGUAAAACAGCGAUGUAGGACGAUUUUGAAGUUGGAGGAGAAAAUGAGAUGUAUUGACCCCGAUUACACAGGGUACGCAUGCGCAUUGCAGAACUAGACAAGAUGAGCAUUUGAGGUUAAAAAGUAUAUUUUAUAUUUUUAUUAUUCAUUUGUUUUUGUUUUUUGUUUUUUUAGAAAAUGACAGAUCGUUUCACUAGAUAAGACCCUGAUUUCUUGGCUGGAGCCCUUUGAAGCUGUAUUGAAACCGCAUUUUUGACAUCCAAACUCACGGGCACUGUUGAAGUCCACUAUAUGGAGAUAAUUCCUGAAAUGAUUUCCUUUAAAAAAACAAUUUCUUUACAACUGAAAAAAAAGGCAUGAACAUCUUGGAUGACACUGGGGUGAGUAAAUUAUCUGUACAUUUUUGUCCUGGAAGUGAACUACUCCUUUAAUGACAGAAUUUAGAUUUUUGGGUGAACUAUCUGUUUAAGGAAUCCACAAGUUUGGGAAUUUACUUGAGGGUGAUAGAUUUCCCCACACAGAUUUCACAACAGUUUCAAGUUGGUCACACACAGACCGCACUUUAAACAUCAUUCAUGUACUUGCAUACAGUACAUUUCAGGCCUUAAUGUGUAUUUUUUUGUUUUGCGAUGGAAGUGUUUUUACAGUACGGUUGGGUUUCUCCUUCUCCUCUUCUCCUCUGAACCUAGGAGCAAAAAAUCCUGAAGGAGGUGUUUCUGGAGCAAUCUAGAAAUGAAUUUCUUGUAAAUUACGACAAGUCCGCUGCUUAUGCUCCGAGGUUCAGCCCCCCAUGCAGUUGAGCAGCAAGCUACCAAACACCAAAUGUCCAGAAACGACCUUUUGCUUGUUGAUACAAAUUGUAUCUAUUUCUUGAUUGUAAAAAAAAAAAAUAUAUAUAUAUUUCUGAGCUGUACAGUAUCACUUAUAUGAGUAUAUAUAUAUAUCUAUAUAUAUUUAAAAAAAAGCUUAGUUUUGUUUAAAAAAAAAAAAGGAUAAAGAAAUAUAAUGCCAUAAUGUCAGUGAUACCGUGUGUCACUCGAGUAGCCCAUAGAGAUGGCUUAUUUCCUGCCGGGCAGACCACUACAGACAGGGAUCUCUCUCUAUCUCUCUCUUUCAUUUCUUUCUCCGUCCUCUCAUACCUCCACCUUUUCCAUGCCUCGAAAUUUGCUGUUUGAUGAUUAUUUUGGAAGCGAUAGUUUACCUCAGCGGAGCUGAACUUCAUUUGUUUGACUGAAGGAUUUUUAGGGCGUGGCUUUUCUCUCUCUGUUAAAGGUAUAGAUUCAGGAGAGACACAUUCUGACACAAUCUGUGUGCUCCUAAUAUAUUUUUUCCUCUGUAAAUACUGAAAAUUAAUGUCGAACCUCUCGUAUUUGCACAGUAUUAGUGCAUUUGACAUACAUCAAGACACUCUACCAGCUUAUCCGAGCAGGAUCUCUCUCAUACACACACUUAGACUCGAUGGGUUGCCUUGACAACCGCAGUCAGCUGAUCACAUGCUAUCAUUAGUACUGAUAUAACUAAUGUAAAAUGUUGACUAUUGUGUGUGCGCUAGUGUGAAUUUAUGGUAAAUUCACCGCUGUUUCACCUGUAACAUAGUUUACCUUCUACAGUGAAGACAUGGAGGCACGUUCCAGGUUGAAGACUGGAUGGAAUUUGCACAAUGUCCUUAUUUUUUUAGUUUUAAUUAGCAAGUAGGUGAGUUUGAGCAACUGAAGUUGAUGCCACACACGCACACACCUUCUCUCAUGAGCGAAAUGUGAGCUUUAUCCGAGUGUCGUACUGAAAGAUGUCCACACAAACACAUGAACACGCACCUCGUAACCUGCCUUACAGUUGAACUACUUUGGUUUGUGAGAGUCGAGCACAUUCUGACUGUACAGCACCGAGCGUUGCGCUUCUUGCUUGUUUUAUCUAUUCUCAUAAGCAGAAGUGCUAAUGAGAAGAUGAGGUUUUUUUUGGUUUCAGCUCUCUAUUGGUGUCUGAACGGACGACCUGAUUUAACCGCACGAACUGCUGGUUUUUCUGAUUAAGCUUGACUAGGAUGUCCGAGAAGAACCUUGCAGGACAAUUGGACGUGCACGAAGGAGAAUACGUCAAAAAAACCAAGCAAACGGGCAUUUCAAACUGUCAGAAGAGAGAUGGUUUCCCCAUCGCUGGUCGCAGAGCUGAUGUAAUCUGUACAUUUCCAUGUAUGUUUUCAAUAUUGAAUACACCAGCUAUAACUCGCUCACACAAACACUCUCACCAACAGAUUGAUUCUCAGGAACUAACAGAUGUAUUAUUAUUUCAGCUCCUUUCUGAAAGACAUUAUCUUUGAUGUUUGCUCUUAUAAAACUGCGGCGAUUUGUGAAGUAGUGUGGAUGAUCUUGAAAAUGUGUUCUUAAAUUCGAUUUCUGCCGUUCAUUUAACAUUUUCCCCCCUUGUAUUGUGGGUUUUUUCGCGCCUUCGCAGGUUGACCGAGUGGUCUUAACACUUUUGAGUCUCGUGCUGUGAUGAUGACGACAUACGAUAGUAUGUUUUACUCUCUACUGAAUGAAACAUGUUGCUUUUAAACUUGUUUUCAAUAUGACAAAAACACGAACCAAAAAAAGAGAACGAAAAAAGAACGUGAAAUGGGGUGGAAAAACUUUAUAACGCUUUGGGUCCGUGGACUCAAACAAAAUGUAAGUCUCAAUGACAAAAGGUGUUUGUUCCUCUCAAUAAAGCCAGACUCUAUUUGGUUAA
Molecule: messenger RNA, 8802 nt
Organism: Labeo rohita (rohu)
Lineage: Eukaryota; Metazoa; Chordata; Actinopteri; Cypriniformes; Cyprinidae
Gene: zc3h12b
Product: zinc finger CCCH-type containing 12B
Exons: 6
Coding region: 221-3283 (1020 amino acids)
Cellular component (GO): cytoplasmic ribonucleoprotein granule; nucleus
Molecular function (GO): RNA endonuclease activity; metal ion binding; mRNA binding
Source: RefSeq, a predicted model, not a curated record